Marmota monax (woodchuck) is the source of this 2758-nucleotide messenger RNA. RefSeq names its product 5-hydroxytryptamine receptor 5B. The transcript has 2 exons. Gene Ontology annotation, biological process: G protein-coupled receptor signaling pathway, coupled to cyclic nucleotide second messenger; adenylate cyclase-activating adrenergic receptor signaling pathway; chemical synaptic transmission. The record is from RefSeq and is a predicted model, not a curated record. Gene Ontology annotation, cellular component: dendrite; plasma membrane. NCBI's taxonomy places the organism in Eukaryota, Metazoa, Chordata, Mammalia, Rodentia, Sciuridae. Gene Ontology annotation, molecular function: G protein-coupled serotonin receptor activity; neurotransmitter receptor activity. The coding region runs from base 445 to 1560 and encodes 371 amino acids.
UCUCCAAACCGCUCCUGCCCAACUCCAGGAGCAGCUCAGCUUCAGCCGCCCAGGGGAGGGUGGGGGCAACGCUCCAAGCCCGCCCCGGCGCGCGGACCCAGAGCAGCGCUCUCGGAUUCCCGAUCUUCAGACAGCGGGUUGCCCCGGGGACCGCGGUGAGGUGGGAGGGAGCAGGGCGCCGAAUGGAGCUGGAGAGAGUGGAGAGGUCCAGUCUCUCAUUUUCCCCCACUGGAAAAGAGGGUCCAAGGUCCACGAGGGCUUCAGGCAGAAGCAAUAAAGAGAAACUGCAAAUCAGAAGAGAGAUCAGGAUAGGGCGACCUAAAUCCACUUGGGUCCUCCCCUGAGUACGCAGUGCCCUCUCUCUGUGCCGGCACCUACCCUAUCCAGGUACAGCUUCGGGACAAAGCGAACGUCCCCUGCCCUGCAGCCCCAAGCCAGAGCACCAUGGAAGCCGCUAACCUCUUGGCGACCACCAACGGAGCCGCCCUUCUCGUAGGACCUGAGACUUGCACCAGUACCCCAACCCCGAGCAGCGAGAUCCUCGGGACCACCCCAGGAGGCACCGACCUGCCUGGCCGGGAGCCGCCCUUCUCGGUCUUCACCGUGCUGGUGGUGACGCUUCUCAUACUGCUGAUCGCGGCCACUUUUCUGUGGAAUCUGCUGGUUCUGGUCACCAUCCUGCGUGUCCGCGCCUUUCAUCGAGUGCCGCAUAACUUGGUGGCCUCGACGGCCGUAUCGGACGUACUAGUGGCAGCGCUGGUGAUGCCCCUGAGCCUAGUGAGCGAGCUGUCGGCCGGGCGACGUUGGCAGCUGGGUAGGAGCCUGUGUCAGGUGUGGAUCUCCUUCGACGUGCUGUGCUGUACCGCCAGUAUCUGGAACGUGGCGGCCAUCGCUCUGGACCGAUACUGGACCAUCACGCGUCACCUGCAAUACACGCUACGCACCCGCCGCCGUGCCUCAGCUGUCAUGAUCGCGCUCACCUGGGCACUAUCUGCGCUCAUUGCCCUCGCCCCUCUGCUCUUUGGUUGGGGCGAGGCGUACGAUGCUCAGCUCCAGCGCUGCCAGGUGAGCCAGGAACCCUCCUACGCCGUCUUCUCCACCUGCGGCGCUUUUUACCUGCCGCUUGGCGUGGUACUGUUUGUCUACUGGAAGAUCUACAAGGCGGCCAAGUUUCGCUUCGGUCGCCGCCGCCGGGCUGUGCAGCCCUUGCCCUCCACCACGCAGGUGAAGGAGGCACCUCCUGAGGCUGAGAUGGUGUUCACAGCCCGUUGCAGAGCCACUGUGACCUUCCAGACCAGUGGAGACUCCUGGCGGGAGCAGAAGGAGAAGCGAGCAGCCCUGAUGGUGGGCAUCUUGAUUGGUGUGUUCGUCCUGUGCUGGAUCCCCUUCUUCCUGGCGGAGCUCAUCAGCCCCCUUUGUGCCUGCAGCUUACCCCCCAUCUGGAAGAGCAUUUUCCUGUGGCUUGGCUACUCCAAUUCUUUUUUCAACCCCUUGAUUUACACAGCUUUUAACAAGAACUACAACAAUGCUUUUAAGAGCCUCUUUACCAAGCAGAGAUAAAAGGGGUUGGAGAGAAAUGGGGAGACAGGGGAAAGAAACUCAUAACUCUCCUUUUCACCAGUGAUCUGGGAGCUGUCUCUCCCUAGCUGAAUACUAAUUACAUUUUGAGAGUCAUAUCAUUGGGCUGGGACUAUAGAAGUAGCAGUGCCAAAAGCUCGUCUCACAAAGGAAAGCAAAAAAUAUACAGUAAGCAUAAAAGUAUGCUUUCUUCCCAUAUAGAUGUAGACAUUGCUAACAGAUCAUGUACCUUUCCCCAUUGAGCAGGAAUUUCACUCAGAAUCCUUCAGGACAGCACUUUAGUUAUUGCUAAUUGGUUACAACUGACACACAAGUCAAAGAUGAUUUGACUUUCCUUUGUUCAAUACUCUGUUCCUCAGUGAGCAUCUCAAGCCUCUUGGAAGACUCUCCCUUGUGAAAGAGUGCUUCCCCCACCCUUUGAACUCAGCUUACCUUUCUCAAGACUCUCACACAUCCCCCAAUGGCCGUGUAUUCCAAUUUGCAAGAAAAUGAGGAUUACCUACCUACUGAAUCAGACUCUCAAAGUGUAGACUGGUGAUAUAUGUAUUACAUUCUCUCAGUUUUCUAUUUUUUUUUUUUUUUUAAAUCAGUGAGAUUGUUUUCAUCACCUUUUUUGCUACUCUGACCAAAAAGUUCAUUUUGGGGCUCAAGGUUUCAGAGGUCUCAGUUCAUAGACAGCCAGCUCUGUUCCUUGAGGCAAGGCAAAACAUUGUGGCAGAAGAGCUUGGUGCAGGAAAGUAGCUGGGGACACAGCUCCAGGAAGCAGAGAGCAAGCUCCCUCAAGGAGGGAAAAAUAUAUACCUGCCUGUAGUUACCACUGUUAAUCCCUAUGGGGGAUUAAUGCAUUGAUUAAAUCAAGACUCUCCUAAUCCAAUCAUUUUACCUCUAAGCCUUCUCGCUUUGUCUCACACAGGAGCUUUUGGGGGACAUAUCACAUAUAAACUACAACAGAUGCUGCUGGAUUUUUAGUUUGCUCUUAGACUGAUUUUAAACUAAAAUUUCUGGGGGAUGACCCAAUGCAGCAGCAAUUCUUAAAACUUGCCACAUGAUUCCUGUGUGUGAAACCCUGUUGAGGUCUUUUCUCUGCUGCUUUACCACAAGGGACGAAAGUUACGAGAAAUGUUUCCAUGUUACUUAACCAUACUGACUUGUAUGUGUAAUAAAAAGACCUUAGAGGGCA